Messenger RNA from Ahaetulla prasina, 5089 nucleotides. RefSeq names its product tubulin gamma complex component 3 (gene TUBGCP3). Bases 1513 to 4212 code for a protein of 899 amino acids. NCBI's taxonomy places the organism in Eukaryota, Metazoa, Chordata, Lepidosauria, Squamata, Colubridae. Gene Ontology annotation, biological process: microtubule nucleation; meiotic cell cycle; mitotic cell cycle. The transcript has 22 exons. The record is from RefSeq and is a predicted model, not a curated record. Gene Ontology annotation, cellular component: equatorial microtubule organizing center; centrosome; gamma-tubulin small complex. Gene Ontology annotation, molecular function: gamma-tubulin binding; microtubule minus-end binding.
UAUAAUCUAGUCUCUAUACUAUUUCCUUUCCAAUUUCUCAGAAGAUUUGUUGAGAACCUCUUCUAGGCUUUGAAAUGUAUAUAUAUAUUAAAUAAUGGUGUGUAAAUUCCUCUAAUACAUUAAUGGAACAGGAGGAAAUGUAUAUUGCAUAAUAGGUGGUAAAGAACAAUCACCACUAAUCAUUAAGGAAACAUGGUUUUAUAGCAAUUAAUAUAAAAAUGUACAUGAUUUAAAUUGCUAAAAAUGUGUUAGGAAUAUGCCUUCAUCAAAUUAAUAAUGUAUGCUUUUUGCUGUAAGCACUUUGCAAUCAGAAUAGCAUAUAAUAAUAUACUUAAUUUUUGGGGAAUGUUCUUUAAAUGUGUUCAUUAAGAGCUUCUGCCAGGAUAGUCAAACAAAGACAUAAUCUUAAAAUUAUUAUCAUUCUUACAAGUUUUUGUGUUUUUUUUCAGUCCUAAAGUGAGGUUUCAGAAAUCUUUGAAUAGGCAUAUAUAUUUGUUUUGGGGCAUAUUCUAAAUGGCUUUCUUAUUAAUUUUAAAAUAUAUAUUCAUGCCUUGUUCUGUUGUAUAUUCAUGAGAUGCAAUUAAUUCAUUUAAAUAAGAGUUUUCUGGGUAAAAAAGUUAAGGGGUAGUUGAGGGUGUUUCUCUUCUAAUUAUAGUUAUUGUGAAUGUUAAUAUGGUUUGAUUACUGUUUAAUUUUUGUUAUUGGACAUAGUUAAGCCCCAGUGUUUUGAAAAUUAAGGUAACAAAUAGAGGAGAACAUGCAGAAUAGAUCUUAAUUUUGCUAUCUUGUCUAUCUAUUGGUUAGUGCCAACUUGUGAAGUCCAUUAGGAUCUGUAAGAUGAAAGCUUGUUUUUCAAGAUAUCAGCUCCUUCUUUCUGCUUUUGACAAAGUCAUUUGGCAUUUACCCCAUUGCAUUUGGCACUCUUCAUUUUGCUGAUCUAGUUUUGCCAAAUAUGAAAUGAAGUCUCUAGCAAAGACAAAGAAUUUAAAGACCAGAUGGUGGAAGAAAUGCAUCUCAAAGAUCAUAUUAGGCUUUUGUAAAAAAUGCUUGGAUAUUUCUUUCUCCCCUCAGAACUGCAGCUGGCACUUUUAUCGCUGAAAUAUGCUACCGUUUUUUCUUUUCUAAGUUUAUCAAAACAAAUAAGUAAACAAUAAGCAUAUUAGGACCAAGGUUCUGAUGAUCACAAUUUUCAGUGAGAAUAGAAUACUGACUACUGAAGGAAUAAUUAUUGUAUGCAGGCUCCAGUUGUGCAUUUCUUUAAUUUUGCAUUUUUAUAGUAUUUUAUCAGUUUCCUGCAUCUCCCUGUCCAACCAUUUAAAGACACAGAAUUAAAAGUUUUCUUUAAAUAAAGAACCUAAAGACUAAAUACUGAAAGUUCAUAAUGAAUUUAGGAGUGGAAUAAAGAGCUGAUUAUUGGGUUCCAAGAGCAAUGGAAGGCAAUGGCUGACCGUCUUAGCAGACAUUGACAAAAUACAAUAUACUGGACCAUAAUAUGCUUUCAUUUUGAUUUACAUGCCAUAUGACAUCAACCAUGAUGGCUUUCACAAGCUAUGUCUCAAUCACUUUGAGGAAAGAGCUGAUGUAGCUCAGCAGUUUCAGUAUGCCGUGCGAGUCAUUGGAAGCAACUUUGCCCCUACAGUUGAGAGAGAUGAAUUUCUUGUGGCAGAAAAAAUUAAAAAAGAAUUUGUGCGCCAAGGAAGAGAAGAACAUGCUGCUGUAUUUUCAGAGCUCUACAGAAAACUUUAUUCACAGGGCGUUUUGAAAAACAGAUGGUCAAUACUCUACCUCCUGCUUAGUCUCAGCGAAGAUCCGCGUAAGCAGUCAAACAAGGUUUCAAAUUUUGCUACCCUCUUUGCUCAAGCUCUACCACGGGAUGCUCACUCAACUCCUUACUACUAUGCUAGACCUCAGAGCCUUCCUCUGAAUUAUCAAGACCGGAAUGUCCAGCCUGGCAGUAUGGGAAGCAGUGGGAUCAGUAGUAUAGGGAUAUAUGCCCCAAAUGGACCAACGCCAACUCCACCAACAUUUCUUCCAGGACAAUCCUAUCAACGUGCGGGAGUAGGAGAUUGUCUCCGACAACAGCUGGGGACACGGCUUGCUUGGACGUUAACUGCAGGCCAGCCUACGUUACAAAAUUCUACCUCAAAAGGUCUUUCAACCACAGUUUCACGUAAUCAGCCAAGAUCAAGGCGGGAGGGUGACAUAAGUGGAUCUGUUGAAAUAACCGAGGCAUCUCUUGUGAGAGACAUUUUAUAUGUUUUCCAGGGAAUAGAUGGCAAAAUUAUUAAGAUGUUUAAUUCAGAAAACUGUUACAAAGUAGAUGCAAAGGUAAAUCUUUGUAAGUCUCUCAGAGAUACCACAAGCCGGCUUGCUGAGUUAGGAUGGCUGCAUAAUAAAAUAAGAAAAUAUACCGACCAGAGAAGCAUGGACCGUGCAUUUGGACUGGUGGGUCAGAGUUUUUGUGCUGCCUUAAACCAAGAACUUAAAGAAUACUACAGAUUAUUGUCUGUUUUACACUCACAGUUGCAGGUAGAAGAUGAUCAAGGUGUCAAUUUGGGGAUUGAAAGCAGUUUAACCCUUCGCCGACUGUUAGUCUGGACGUAUGAUCCUAAAAUAAGAUUGAAAACUCUUGCAGCUCUAGUUGAUCACUGUCAUGGAAGAAAAGGAGGUGAACUUGCAUCAGCUGUUCAUGCCUACAGUAAAACAGGUGAUCCCUACAUGAAAUCCCUGGUGCAACAUAUUCUUGGCCUUGUAUCACAUCCCAUCCUGAAUUUUCUUUAUCGUUGGAUUUAUGAUGGAGAAUUGGAGGACACGUACCAUGAAUUCUUUGUAGCCUCAGAUCCUACAGUGAAAACAGAUCGGUUGUGGCAUGACAAAUACACAUUGAGAAAAUCAAUGAUUCCUUCUUUCAUUACAAUGGAUCACUCCAGAAAGGUUCUCCUAAUAGGAAAAUCGAUAAAUUUCUUACAUCAGGUUUGUCAUGACCAAAGUCCAUCAUCAAAAAUGAUAGCUGUGCCCAGAUCUGCAGAAUCUCCAAAGGAUGCUGCUGAAAUGUUCACAGAUUUGGAAAAUGCAUUUCAGGGAAAAAUAGAUGCUGCAUAUUUUGAGACCAGUAAAUACUUGCUAGACGUGCUCAAUAAGAAGUACAAUUUACUGGAGCAUAUGCAAGCCAUGAGACGCUAUUUGCUCCUUGGUCAAGGAGAUUUUAUCAGACAUUUAAUGGACUUGUUAAAGCCAGAACUUGCGAGACCAGCUACAACUUUGUAUCAGCAUAAUCUGACAGGAAUUCUUGAAACAGCUGUCAGGGCAACUAACGCACAGUUCGAUAAUCCCGAGAUCCUCAAACGCUUGGAUGUUAGACUUCUGGAGGUGUCUCCAGGUGAUACUGGUUGGGAUGUUUUCAGUUUAGACUAUCACGUUGAUGGGCCAAUUGCAACGAUGUUUACACGAGAGUGUAUGAGCCACUAUCUGAGGGUGUUUAACUUCCUAUGGAGAGCAAAACGGAUGGAAUAUAUUCUUACUGACAUAUGGAAAGGACAUAUGUGCAAUGCAAAACUUCUAAAAAAUAUGCCUGAGCUUUCUGGGGUGCUGCAUCAAUGUCACGUUUUGGCAUCAGAAAUGGUCCAUUUCAUUCAUCAAAUGCAGUAUUAUAUUACAUUUGAGAUCCUGGAAUGUUCAUGGGAUGAACUGUGGAACAAGGUCCAACAAGCUCAGGAUCUAGAUCACAUCAUUGCAGCUCAUGAAGUCUUCCUAGAUACCAUCAUAUCUCGCUGUUUGCUGGACACUGAUUCAAGAAUGCUUCUCAACCAGCUCCGAGCUGUUUUUGAUCAGAUUCUUGAAUUUCAAAAUGUGCAAGACGCAAUGUACCGAGCCGCCUUAGAGGAAUUGCAGCUACGCUUGCAGUUUGAAGAAAAAAAAAAGGAGCGAGAACUUGAGGGUGAAUGGGGAGUAACAGCUUCAGAACAACAAGAAGAGAUGAAAAGGAUGAAAGAGUUUGAAGACUCAAUACCGAAAAUGUGCUCACAGCUGCGACUACUUACUCAUUUCUAUCAGGGCAUUGUACAGCAGUUCUUGGUGCUCCUGACUACCAGUUCUGAUGAAAGCCUCCAAUUUCUUAGCUUUAGACUGGAUUUCAAUGAACAUUAUAAAGCCAGAGAACCGAGGCUUCGGGUAUCUUUGGGCACUAGAGGGCGGCGUAAUUCACACAUAUGAAUUUUUUUCUGCAACAAACAUAACCAGGAUCGCUCACCUGGAUCACUCAAAGUGUAACUGUUGUUGGAUGUAGCAGUGAUGGUUGACAGUAUGAAACCAAAUGGCAUGCAGUAGUGUUUGUCAUUCUUGCAAACAACCUGUUUUCAGUCAUGUGGUUGUGCAACACCAGUAGAGAAAGCAAAAAAGUUUCAUUUCUGUAUUUAAUAAGUGUUACAACUAAGUGGAUUUAAAUUGUUUCAGUUUUCUUAAGAUAUUGAAAAAUCACUAUAUUUUGUUUGGACCAUCUGAGGAACUAUCCACUGUAAUUUUAUAUUUGUCUUUAGGACAUCAUUUCCACUUAUAGUAAGCACUGUUCCCAGGUUUCCAUUUGAACUUGGAAACCAGUUUUAUGAAAAUUUGCUGCUGGUCAAAAAUAUGUAUCCAAGGUGUUUUUUGUUUGUUUGGGUUUUUUUUUUAGUGGGGAAAAUAUGUCACAUAAAUUACUUACAUUAAUAUUUUCAGCAUUUUCAAAGCAAUGAUUUAUUUUUCCAGAAAAUUUUUAACUGCUUAUACAGAAACAUAUUAGAAACAUAACAUGCACAAAUAUCCUAAAAUAAAGAAUUCAGUGCUCUCAAAUGAUUAAAGUUGUAAAUAUGAAAUAGAUGUGAAUGAAGUAUUUUGUGUUCAAAUCGGAUGUAUGCAAAAUUAAUUUGGAUAUUGAAGACUACUUAUUUCUCUUUCCUUGCCUAUUUUUUCAUUGUAAAUAUUUAUAUAUUGCUGUCCAAAUAUUACAGGGAAACACUUUUGUAAAGAAGCCACUAUAUAUCAAGUCAUUCAAUUAUCCAUUUGUUAUAUUCACAGGUAAAAUCUUAGAAAAUAAACACAAUUAUCUUUCAAA